This is a messenger RNA of Drosophila biarmipes, 665 nucleotides long. RefSeq names its product keratin-associated protein 5-8. NCBI's taxonomy places the organism in Eukaryota, Metazoa, Arthropoda, Insecta, Diptera, Drosophilidae. Bases 176 to 547 code for a protein of 123 amino acids. The record is from RefSeq and is a predicted model, not a curated record. The transcript has 2 exons.
ACGCGCCAGAUGAAACGAUAGCCCCCCCGUCGAUCGGUUCCACACAGGGCUAUAUCUAGUUGGCUUUCGGCGCUGUAUGGGAAAUUACGAGGCAGUUUUUGGAGGCGAUUAUUGAAAUUUCACCGAUCAGCGAAGCUCCUUGGCCGCGCACCGUAAAGUCCAGAAUACAGAGAUCAUGUGCAGCUGCGGGCAGUUCAAUCCCUUCUACAUCGGACCCUACCCGGAGUGCGCCUGCGGGGACUGUCCGUACGGCAAGUACUCGGGAUUCACGCGAUGCGGUUGGAGCGGCGGAAACGGACCCUUUGGCACCACCUUUGGCGAUCGUUGCUGCGGGGAUUCCAGGUACGGGGGAGGAGGAGGUGGUCCCAGCUGGAACCCCUUCUGUGCCCCAUCCCAUGGGUCCUCCUUUGGCUCGUCGUCCUGUGGUCCCCGCCGGGCCCAACCCUCCUGUCGGUCUCCUUGCCAAGCAGACUGCUGCAUGAUGUGCCCCAGCAGAGUUGGCUGCUGUGGCCAGUCCUGCGGCACAUCCUGCUGUUCCUGCUUUUGAGCACUGUAAUCCCACAUCAUCCCAUCUAUCUGUGCCCUCUGGACCUUACUGUGUGCGGUUAAUUGGUUUCUUGAGCAAAAUUGAUUGUAAAACACGAACAAUUAUGGUGUGCCCUUUG